Messenger RNA from Gaeumannomyces tritici R3-111a-1, 2281 nucleotides. RefSeq lists its product as hypothetical. The record is from RefSeq and is a predicted model, not a curated record. The transcript has a single exon. Lineage: Eukaryota; Fungi; Ascomycota; Sordariomycetes; Magnaporthales; Magnaporthaceae. The coding region runs from base 744 to 1958 and encodes 404 amino acids.
AAAAAAAGCAAAAAAAUCAUUCAGCUCCUCUCUAGUUCUUCGCUCUCGCAUUGCUUCGGUGUAUCUUUGGCUUGAACGCACAAGAAUACCCUCAAUUCCCCAUCCUCCCUCGUCAAUCUUAGUCGUAGAUUUAUACCUUUCAUCCCCAUCCACUUCGUCCAGCAAAGUCGCACAGUCGGGUCUAGCCUGUCGCCCGUGACGUCAGAAUCUCACACGCCCAGAUCACGACGUCCUGAACGGGCACUCGUGAAGCGUCGCUCUCAGACUCGUCUUCGCUGGCCCGAGGCCUAGUCCAACCUCGUCUCCUCUUGCCGGAGUGUGCAUACUCCUCCCUCCUGCUUCCCCUCCCUCAGGACUCGUGCCAUCAUCUCCGGCGGAUCCGGCGGCUUACACAGCGCCCCCAGCCAGCCCACUUGACCUGGUACCACCACCUCCAGUUCUACGGACAAGCAAGCAAGCAUAGCACAAACGCAACGCAAGAGGCUUCCUGGCUCGUGGUCGGGCGCCAGCGCAACCUGCCGCCCACUUGCAUCGCGAUCGGGCACGCGAGAGGGCGACGCACAUGCCUCUCUGGGGCACUUGCUUCCCCUGUCGCCCUGAUUUGUCUGGCUUGCAUUUCUAAUACAUCCCUUGUCCACCCCCCCUCCGUCGCCCUUUUAGUGUCUGGUAUUUGUUCUUAUUUUCUUUUUUUUUAUUCCCUCCUCUUUUUUCUUCUUCUUUUUCUUCUCUCUCCUCUCGCCCAAAUGGAGAGCGCAUACUACGUCGACACGGGCUUGCUUUCCCCCGACGCGACAGGCAUACAAAUCAUGUCCAUCUUUGGCUCCAGCAUCGUGACCUCGAGCAACAGGAGCGGCCGCUCCUCUGCGGCGGCGUCUGCCGCCGCCGCCAAGCCGUCCACAACAGCUGCUGCUGCUCCGCCCUUCCCCACAUUCCUGCUACCCGCACUGCCGCUGCAGCUGUUCCGCCGCCGACAAAAGAGCCACCACCAACACCAGUCGUCGUCGUCGUCUUCGUCGUCGGUCGUGCGUAAUGAUAAUAGUAGUAGUAACAACCCCCAAAACGAGGGAGAUUGUGAGAGCGACAGCGACAGCGACGACGGGGGCGCGCCCUCGCUGAGCGGCUCCGUCCACUCGGUCCCGUCGGAGACAAGCAGCAGCGGCGGCUCGGACACAACACAGCAGCACCAGGGGCGGCCGCGGCGACAACAACCCCGCCGACGCCUGGCGCCGCCGACGCCCGCGACGCUGCGCUGCGGCAUCUGCGCGACAGACCUGGCGUUCGCGUCGCAGAUCGUGUCCAAGGGCUUCACGGGCCGGCACGGGCGCGCAUUCCUCGUGGCGCCCGCGUCGCCCAGCAACGUCCCCGUCCCCAUCCCCGCCGCGGGGCGACUGUCGUCGUCGUCUUGGUCGUCGUCGGCGGCGGCGGCGGCGGGGGGUGACGGCGGCGGGGAGCUCGUCAACAUCAAGGUCGGGCGGUCCGAGAACCGGCAGCUCGUGACGGGGUCGCACGUCGUGGCCGACAUCAGCUGCCGCGUGUGCGGCACAAAGGUCGGGUGGAAGUACGUGGACGCGCGCGAGUCGCAGCAGAAGUACAAGGUCGGCAAGUUCAUACUCGAGACGGCCCGCGUCGUCGCCUGGCGAGGCUGGGACGCCGGGCGGCUGCCGGCGGCGCCGGCGGGCGACGAUGACGGCGACGGUGAUUAUGAUGACGGCUCCGACGAGGACGACGACGAAGGGCUGGACUACCGGGAGGACGAGGGCCCAUGGUCAGCCAACGAAGGUAGCACCGGCAAUUGCGGCCACAAGGACAGGGCUGACGGCCCCGACGACGAGGAGCCCGUCGUGUUCGACUCGGACGACGACGACGAGUGCGAGGACAUCUUUGCCGGCACGUGGAAUGCCGAGGCGGUCGCCAAGAGGCGCAAGAUGAGGCGCGCGCUCGUCGGCCGUAGGGUGUGAGCGAGAGGCAGGAUGGCCGGCUGACGGGAUUGACGACGGACGAUUUGCUGAACAACUUGAUACCAGUAUGCUUUUGAUACCAGGGAUGCGCUAUGCCGGCCGCCUUUUGCUCCCUCGCGGGCGGCGGUUCGACUGGUGGCAUGGGCGGGAUUCGCGGAGUCUGACGUGCAUUUUAUUGAUACCUCGGGGGCUGGAUAACUGGCGUUUCUUGUAUUUUCUCCUGAAGGCCUUGAUCACUCCUUUAUGAUAUGACAGACACCUCCAUAGGUAGGCAGGCUAUGACCGCCCGCCAGGGAUAAUAUACCGAAGGUUGGAUUCACGAA